CUUCACUUUGCAAGAAUGAUUUCCAGGAUUGUUAUUGGAAAUGGUGUGGACAUUGGCAAAUCUGUGUAGCUGUGGAAGAAACUUACUUUAAAGAUGUGGUUUGUUAAAGUUGGAGAUAAAGUGAAUCAAUUUGAUAAUAUUUGUGAAGUACAAAGUGAUAAAGCUUCUGUCACCAUUACUAGCAGAUAUGAUGGAGUAAUUGUUAAAAUUUAUUAUGAAGUAGAUGAGAUUGCUAGAGUUGGACAACCUUUAGUUGAUAUUGAAUUAUCUGAAGAACCAUCAGUUAUAUCAAUUGCAAACACUGUGGAACAAGUUGAUGAAGUUCAAGAUCAAGAUGUAACUACUAUUUCAGAACAUUUUGAUUUGCCGGCUAAGUUAACUUCUUCAGAUAAAAUUCUAACAACUCCUGCUGUCCGUCGUUUGGCAAUGGAAAAUAAAAUAAAAUUAAGUGAAGUAAAAGGAAGUGGUAAAGAUGGAAGAAUAUUAAAAGAAGAUGUUUUAAAAUAUAUUGAAUCAUUAAAAGAAACACCUUCAGCACGAUCAGUUCUAGAAACACCAAAAGUUCAUCCAAUUGUACAAAAGUCUGUACCUGUAAUUUCCCCCUCAUCUAAAAUUGAGAAACAAGACAGAAUAGAACCAAUUAAAGGUUUUAAGAAAGCAAUGGUAAAAACUAUGAGUCAUGCAUUACAAAUACCUCAUUUUGGAUACUGUGAUGAAAUUAAUGUCACUAACUUGGUUAAUGUAAGAAAUUCUAUAAAGAAAUCACUUGAAAAGCAAGGAGUAAAAUUUUCUUAUAUGCCAUUUUUUAUUAAAGUAACAUCAUUGGCAUUACAACAGUUUCCAAUUUUAAAUGCAUCAAUUGACGAAAAAUGUGAAAAUAUUAUAUAUAAGGCUUCUCAUAACAUAGGUGUAGCAAUGGAUACAAAUCAAGGAUUAAUUGUGCCUAAUGUAAAAAAUGUACAAAAUUUAAAUCUCUUGCAAGUUGCUUCUGAAGUAAAUCGUCUUCAAGAACUUGGCUUGAAAGGACAAUUAGGAACCUCUGAUCUUGGUGGUGGAACAUUUACAUUGUCAAACAUAGGAACUUUAGGUGGAACAUACACAAAACCUGUCAUUUUACCACCAGAAGUAGCUAUAGGAGCCAUUGGAAAAAUUCAAGUAAGCAGUUUUUAAUUUUAAAAACAUUAUGAGAUGUUUGUAUUCAGCUAAAAAUAACAUAUUGAUUAAUCUUUUUUAUUUUAUGAAAGAUAUAUAUACAUUGGAUUAUUCAAAAAGUAAAGGCAAUAUAUUCAAUAACUUUUUAAGACUGUUUUAUUUUCUACUGUAGAUUAUGUUUUAGCAUUUUAUCCUGUUGAAUGAAGGUCUUUUUAUUUAGAAAAAUUUAUAUCAUUAUGUGCUAAAUGCUAUUUUUUCAGUUUUAAUGCUUUCUGUUUAUUUUUUUAUCUUCAAAAGCAAUAUAAUACUGUAAUGGGCAUAGACAUAUGCUAUAUAACAAUAAUUCAUAAGAUAUUUGUGUUUAACUAGAACUCAUUCCUUUAUUUCCCAAAAAUUGAAAAUGAAUCUAUCUCUGUGGAGCUCAUAUUCAGGGAAUUUCAUUCUGUUCAAUUAGGGAUUAUCAUCAUAAUCUAAAAUUUAAUAUUAAUUCACUUUACUUUGUUAUAAAUUAAAUGAAAAAAAUAAAAAUAAAGUGUAUUUUAAACAAAGAAUGCAGUCUCUCGGUAUGAAUUGUGAUGGUUUAAAUGUGAUUGACUAUCUGCAUAUGCUCAUAAAUUCUGUAUUAAUAAAAUAUCAUAAUUAAAUUGCCCUUCUAUAAGAACUGUCUGGAUGUAUUACUGGAACACUCAAAUUUCUACAUAUCAACAGUAAUGAUGAGUUUUUGACAUAUACUGGCACCUUAUGAAAGUUAGUUGUUGUUAAUCAUUAUUGCUUAUUUGAACUAAAACGUUUUAAUCCAAGCCUAAAACAUUUUUCAAGUAAAAAUAAUCUUGAAGAUUCUCAUUAGAUGGCUGAUAGACCUGUAAUGGUCUUUGGAAGUAAGCACAGAGUUACUAUGGAGAACUUAUUAUAUAGGAACACAGUUGAUUGGUUAUGUAGACUAUAUUAUAUAAAAAGGAUAUACAUUUUGGGCUAUUCACCCCUGUUAUAUUCUAUUCACCAUUAUUAUACAUAUCUGAUAAAACUGAAAUAAUGUAUAUAUUGGUAACAGCUGAAAUAACAAAUUUUUU
Messenger RNA from Centruroides sculpturatus (bark scorpion), 2222 nucleotides. RefSeq names its product lipoamide acyltransferase component of branched-chain alpha-keto acid dehydrogenase complex, mitochondrial-like (gene Dbct). Gene Ontology annotation, molecular function: lipoic acid binding; acetyltransferase activity. NCBI's taxonomy places the organism in Eukaryota, Metazoa, Arthropoda, Arachnida, Scorpiones, Buthidae. The record is from RefSeq and is a predicted model, not a curated record. The transcript is spliced from 8 exons. Gene Ontology annotation, cellular component: cytoplasm; mitochondrion.